This is a messenger RNA of Ogataea philodendri, 444 nucleotides long. RefSeq lists its product as uncharacterized. Bases 1 to 444 code for a protein of 147 amino acids. The transcript has a single exon. NCBI's taxonomy places the organism in Eukaryota, Fungi, Ascomycota, Pichiomycetes, Pichiales, Pichiaceae. The record is from RefSeq and is a predicted model, not a curated record.
AUGGCCUUGGAACGAACAAACUCUCUCGCAGCUGCAACAAACGGAGCAGACUCUGGAUCAGAUUGUCUUGGUCCUCUCAAGAAAGCCAAUUGCACAGUGGUCUCCGUAUCGUCCUUCAGUCUGAUCACAAGGGUGUCCGCAGAGAUCACUCUGGCGACCGUUCCGUUGAAACUCUUGCUAGUUGCGUCCGAGUUGAACUCUUCGUUUUUCCACAAGUUCUUCUUUGCUGUCUUGGCAAGACGCUCGCACUUUCUCAGCUCGGACAUUUCGUUGGCACCAACCAAGCUAGAUUGCCAGUCGCAGACCUCCGCCAGACCGUCCUCGAGGAUCUUCUUGGAAAUGUUUCCAGCAGGGUGGAUGACCUCUGCCACCGAAAUUCCCGUGGAAGACUCGCCCAAAAUGCUGAUCUUGACAUUGCGAGCCAAUAAUCUGGUUUCCACAUAG